GGGUUGCACCCCUUGAUUCUUCUCCACCACUUCUUUUCUUCCUCUUUCAGCUGAUCAGGGGCAGUCUGCAAGUGCGGGGCUGGAAAUCGAACUAGUCCAACAAAUUUUCGGAGAGGUGCCCCAUCAGCAGCCUCAAUAUGCUCUCACGACUCGCCACCAGGGCUGCUCAGCCAUUGAUUUCUCGCCCAGCUGUCUUGGGCAUUCGUCAGGCAUCUUCUGAACCUGCGAAGACUGUCACUUCAGACGUUGACCCUUAUGCGGGUCUUGAAGAUCCUAUUAGCAAAGUUCCCCGCAUCGUGCCUCUGAAGACCGAGGGUCCUGAGCGUGAUCUUGUCAACUUCCCACGGCCUGUGGUUAAACAACACCCUGAUCCAGUGCGUUUGGGUUUCCUCCCCGAGGAAUGGUUUGAUAUCUUCUACAAGAAGACUGGUGUGUCUGGUCCAUAUGUGUUUGGAGCUUCUUUCCUUACCUAUUUGCUGAGCAAGGAAAUCUAUGUCCUGGAGCACAACUUCUACAAUGGUAUCUCCUUUGUCAUGAUCCUUAUGAUUCUUCACCACAAGCUGGGUCCCUCAAUUGCUAAGUUGACAGAUAAGGAAAUUGAUCAAUGGCUUGCUGAUACCAGAGAGUUUGAAGAUUCUGAGAAGAAACAAAUUAGGGAGAACAUCAAGGAAAUUCACGCCUAUUUGAGCAAUUUGGAUGUCUUCAAGGAUUUGGCUGCUGCUAGGCGUGAAACAGCUGCUGCAGCACUGGAGGCAACCUACCGAGAAUGGUCUAACACUGCCUACACUGAGGCUAAGAAAAGGCUGGACUAUCAGCUUGAGCUGACAAAUGUUGAGCGUCGUAUUUCCCAGAAAAACAUGUCCUCAUGGAUCACUGAAAACGUUAUGAAGUCCAUCACCCCCACUCAGGAAGCUGAGACUUUGAAGAAGUGCAUUUCAGACCUGAAAUCUCUGUCUGCAUCCGCCUAAGCAGAUUUUCUUUUGUAGUUUGCCAACUGUCUUCAAAUUCACCUACAAAAUUUAGCUUAGUUGGCCAGAUUAUUGUACAAAUACUGUCCAUUACCAUGUGAGAGGAGAGAGAAAACACCUUGUAAAAAGAUUUUAAAUAAUAAGCUUCAGUGAGAAGUUUA
Molecule: messenger RNA, 1129 nt
Organism: Frankliniella occidentalis (western flower thrips)
Lineage: Eukaryota; Metazoa; Arthropoda; Insecta; Thysanoptera; Thripidae
Gene: ATPsynB
Product: ATP synthase subunit b, mitochondrial
Exons: 5
Coding region: 138-968 (276 amino acids)
Biological process (GO): proton motive force-driven ATP synthesis
Molecular function (GO): proton transmembrane transporter activity
Source: RefSeq, a predicted model, not a curated record